Molecule: messenger RNA, 870 nt
Organism: Diabrotica virgifera virgifera (western corn rootworm)
Lineage: Eukaryota; Metazoa; Arthropoda; Insecta; Coleoptera; Chrysomelidae
Product: pre-mRNA-splicing factor ISY1 homolog
Exons: 4
Coding region: 1-810 (269 amino acids)
Biological process (GO): mRNA 3'-splice site recognition; generation of catalytic spliceosome for second transesterification step
Cellular component (GO): Prp19 complex; catalytic step 2 spliceosome; post-mRNA release spliceosomal complex
Source: RefSeq, a predicted model, not a curated record
AUGAGAGUAGCAUUCGUAGAUAUUCAGGGAUUCGCUGUGGACGGGUGGUUUGUUCCCAAAGAACUUACCAUCGAAAUAGGUUUUAAACGAAGUCAUUACAUCUUUUUACCUCCGAAACCAUUCAAUGCGCUAAGUAAUGAUGAUAAGAAGACAGCAUCAUACGUGGAGAAAAAACUGCUUGGCAUUCGAUAUUCUGAUGGAGCAGUAGAAUUGUCCAAAAUAAAUGAAAUACUAGAAACCAAGUUGUUGUAUGCAGCCGAUUACAUAUACGUUCGAGGAGAACAAAAAGCAGAAUUUUUAAGCAAGAAAUGUCACAUUUUUGGAGUUUUUCCCCUUAUUAUUGAUGUUUGCAAGUUUGAUGGCACGCCUCUUGCUACUGGAAACGGUGUUCGAGAACUUUUUGAGCAGGAGCCGCCUCCUCCUCCAAGGAAAAGUAGAGCAGAACUAAUGAAAGACAUUGAUGCGGACUACUAUGGAUACAUGGACGACGAUGACGGAAUUUUGAUUCCAUUGGAAGUUAAAGCUGAAAAAACAGCCGUUCAAAAUACAGUAGCUGAGUGGGUUAGUAAAAAAGAACAAAAUUUGGAGAACGCAGAGAACCAAACAGAAGAAGAAAGUAUAUAUGCAGUUCAGGAGUCUGACGAUGAAGAAAGUAAGGAAACUGUACAACAGUUAGUAGAUGGAUCACAGCAAAGAUUUGUUGCACAUGUACCUGUACCAUCUCAACAAGAUAUCGAACAGGCCCUGCUGAGGCGAAGAAAACUUGAACUUAUGGAAAAAUAUGGUGUAGAAGAGGAACCGAAAUCGUAGUGUAACUUGUAGAAAUUUAGGUCCAAAAGUUAUUUUGUAACAAUAAAUUUUUUAAACUUC